AGCGCUGCUGUGGUGCUGCUGUGCUGAGUGUGUGAGGUGUGCGCGUGUGUGUAUAUAUGUGUAUGUGUGGGAGAGAGAGCGCGUGCUGUACUGUAGCUGGUGUGCGGCUGUGUGUGGAUGUGUGUGUGGGGGAACAGUGUGCUGAUCUGUACAGAGAUUUAGAGGUAUUUAUUUUUGUAUGUAGCCGCGGACUGCCCGGACCGGAGAAGGGAGCAGACGCGCAGCUCAGCGGCAGCUCGAUCAGCUUGUGGAUAAAAACAGAGCAGAAAUGUCCGUAAGCAGCCAGAAGACCACCAGCCGGGCGAUCCCGGCCACCAGGCGGGUCAUCAUCAACGAUUCGGCCCAUAUGCCCCAUGAUUACUCCACUACCCCCGGAGGAACCCUGUUCAGCACCACCCCCGGAGGAACCCGAAUCAUCUACGACAGGAAGUUCCUGCUGGACUGUCGCAGCUCCCCAUUGGCUCGCACACCCCCCUGCUGCCUCCCUGACAUUCCCGGGGUGACCAGCCCUCCUACAGCUACUGUAAAGAACGACAAGGCCCAAGAGACCCUUAAUAACAACGCCAGCCCUCCUGUGGACAAGGCUUCAGGUGAGGAUGCUCAGUUUGAAAUGGAUAUCUAACCUGGAGGAAGAUCCGUUACAGGAAGGAGAGGCGGCGGCUGAGGCGAAUAUUACUGUGAUGAUGACUGUGUCCUGAAGGAUGAGUGAAGCAGAAGAUUAGUCCAUCCUUGUCACCUGCUGCCCUCUUUCAUUAUCUACUGUUCUCUUCUAUUUAGUUUUUUUUUUUGGUCUUUAUUUUUUUCUUUCUUUACUUCUGUUCCGAUGCUGUCGUUCAAGACGCGCACAAGACAAGCCAUUAUUAACCUUGAGUGUGAGCAUCACACUGCAGCUCACACUGCUGUGCCUGAAAGUGCCACUAGCUCCGAGUCGCCAGGUCUCGUCUCCGCGGGUCUGAUUCUCCUGCUUCUUCUCAACAACAAACCUGAAGUAUUUGAUACAGAGAGCUCGUGUCACUCGCUGAGUAUUUUGUCCACUGGGGGGAGACGCAGACCAGUGUUUGGUUUGGGUUGAUCUUUACAUUUUUUUUUUUUUGGAUCCUGUUCUUGGAGGAGGCACAUACCACAACCAGAAACAAAACCAGAACCUCGUUGUUAUUAUGAUGUCUGAUUAUUAGCAGGAUUUAGCACAAUAUAAAAGAUAAAAGAACAAUUUGACCACUUUACCUACCAUUUUUCGCAGUGUUACCUUUUGUAAGAGCAGAAUCUGACUAACAGUUUGUGAUUAUUUUGGAGGGAGAAAAGAAAAAACUAAACCUGUUUUCACCUAAAGUGUCAUUCAACCGAAUGUAAAAAUGCCUUUUUUAUUAUUUUGAUGAGUAUUUUGCAGUGUAAUUCUCUUUAAACUUCAAUUGAAAAGGAAUAAUCUGCCCUGUUGUUGUUGUUAUUCCUUGUGAGACAUUGAAGCAUAUGAAAAAUCGAAUGCUGCAAACGAGCAAUUAAAAAAAAUGUCUGAA
Molecule: messenger RNA, 1514 nt
Organism: Astyanax mexicanus (Mexican tetra)
Lineage: Eukaryota; Metazoa; Chordata; Actinopteri; Characiformes; Acestrorhamphidae
Gene: eif4ebp1
Product: eukaryotic translation initiation factor 4E binding protein 1
Exons: 4
Coding region: 269-622 (117 amino acids)
Biological process (GO): negative regulation of translational initiation
Cellular component (GO): cytoplasm
Molecular function (GO): eukaryotic initiation factor 4E binding
Source: RefSeq, a predicted model, not a curated record